Messenger RNA from Candidozyma duobushaemuli, 948 nucleotides. RefSeq lists its product as uncharacterized. Gene Ontology annotation, cellular component: nucleolus. Gene Ontology annotation, biological process: nucleosome assembly; regulation of DNA-templated transcription. The transcript has a single exon. The record is from RefSeq and is a predicted model, not a curated record. Gene Ontology annotation, molecular function: histone binding; DNA binding. The coding region runs from base 1 to 948 and encodes 315 amino acids. NCBI's taxonomy places the organism in Eukaryota, Fungi, Ascomycota, Pichiomycetes, Serinales, Metschnikowiaceae.
AUGCCGCUUCUGAACAUCCUACAGCAGAUCAAGCGGAAGGGCCAAAUCCAGCAUAAUGUGGCUCCUUCACUAGUCCAGUCCAAUCAAACACUGCAGUCACGGCCAGGUGCAUCCAGACCUAGUGCAGCACCAGCAGACCGUCCGGUCGACCCAGUUGUGGCAAGGCUAAAAGCGGCUCGUAAAGCAGAAAGAGAAAAGAAAGAAGCCGAAGCACGUGCUAAAAAGGGUCAAGCUCCAAAGAAAGAGACGAAACCAAGGGCGCCAAAACCUAGUCUGCGGCUGAGUGCUCCACCUAGAGAUAAGUCCAGAAGCCCCAUGGUCGCUCCGCCUCCUGCUGCGAGGGAGAAGAAACCAAAAGUUUCGUUUUCGCAGCUCAUGAAGAAAGCAUCUCUGAUCGACCAGAGCAAGAUGUCUAUUCAGUUCAAGUCCAAAACAAAGUCCCCAGAGCCUAGAACCGAAAGAAGAAAGGCCGAGCCCAAGCCUAGAGCUGCCAACGAUGUACAUAGGGACAGGAGGCCCAAUUCAGUGCCCAGGGAGAAGCCUCGUGCACCUCCAAAGGAGCCUACUAACAAAGCUAGAGUACCGAUUCCCGCGAGACGGCCAAACUCCAAGCUUGAAGAAAGACUUCAGCAAAAGAAGCCCAAGAGCCAGGGUUACGAUGACGAGGAAGACGACGACUCCGACAUGGGCUCGUUCAUUGCUUCUGACGAGGAGGAAGAGGUGCCGCAGGAUUACGACCGAGAUGAGAUUUGGGCCAUGUUCAACAAGGGUCGCACGCGGCGCUUCGACUACGAUGAUGAUUCCGACGACAUGGAGGCUACCGGCGCUGAGAUCUUUGAAGAAGAGGCUCGUUCGAAGAAGAGAGCGUUGGAGGAGGACCGUAGAGAGAUGGAGGAGGAGCAGCGUCUCGCUGAGCUCAAGAGGCGGCGCAAAAUGAAGACGUCGUAG